GGCUGACAUUCCUUGCUGGUUCUCUGACACUCCCACAGCCCCAGCGGACAGUAAGACAGUGAAUCCGGGAUGGUGAAGUGUUAAGAAUAAAAGCCAGGAGCAGAACUGGGCGCGGUGGCGCACCCAGCACUCGGGGUGGCAGAGGCAUGCGUGUCUCUGUGAGUUCGAGGCCAGCCUGGUCUAGAAAGCCAGUGCAGGACAGUCAAGGAUGCACAGAGAAGAAACUCUUGAAAACCAAAACCAACCAACCAAACAAACAAAAACAAACAAACAAACAAAAAAACCCAGAAGCACCUGGAGGGUCAAAGUAUCCCUUUGCUGUUCCAGAUAUCAAGCUAAGCCGUAAGUGAGGAGCUUCCUGCUUCCGGGACUUGCAUCCUCACGCGCAGGCGCCUGUCCGCAAAGCGCUAGCCGCCUUCCCUCAGGAAGACUUCAAAGGUCGUACCGUUCCCGUUCUCUCGCUGGGUGAGACCUGAGCUGUGAGUGUGCAUCCAGCCGCGGGGCGUCGGCAGUGCGGGAACCUCGGCUCUGUCCAAGAAUUGCCACACUCAGAUACUAAUCUCAGUGAGAUAUUGAUGGUUUAUUGAAGGCCUGUUCCAGACUGAUCAAGAUCAGGGUCACAGAAAGGAUUUGGGAGCCUAACUGAUGCUGGCUGGCCUUGAACUCAUGAAGAUCCACCUGGCUCUACUGGGAUUACAGGGACUUACGGAAGUCUCAGCAUGGUUGAGAUAGAGCAGGCCGAGGCCCAGCUCUCUGAGUUAGAUCUCCUGGCCAGUAUGUUCCCUGGUGAGAAUGAGUUCACAGUGAAUGACCAGCUGGCAUUAGCGGAGCUGAAAGAUUGUGUUGAGAAGAGGACAAUGGAGGGGCGCUCGUCACAAGUAUACUUUACGAUCAAUAUGAACCUGGACUUAGCUCAGGAAGCAAUGGUGAUGUUUUCUCUGUCUUGCAUUCUUCCCUUUAAAUACCCUACAGUCUUGCCCGAAAUUACAGUCAGAUCAGCGUCACUGAGUAGGUCCCAGCAGACUCAGCUGAACACAGAUCUGACAGCACACCUGGAGAAGAACUAUCUUGGAGAUGUCUGCAUACUGAAUGCCACAGAGUGGGUGAGAGAGCAUGCCUCUGACUAUGUCGACAGAGAUACCUCAGUCUCCCCCACCAAGGACAGCACCGUCCAGCCAGUGGACCUCACUGUCACAAGGCUCUGGAUCUAUAGCCAUCAUAUCUACAACAAAUGCAAAAGAAAAAGCAUUCUAGAGUGGGCAAAGGAGCUGUCCCUGUGUGGGUUCAGCAUGCCUGGGAAACCUGGUGUUGUUUGUGUGGAAGGCCUACAGAGUGCUUGUGAAGAAUUCUGGUCAAGACUGAGAAAAUUAAACUGGAAGAGAAUUUUAAUUCGCCAUCGAGAAGAUAUUCCUUUUGAUGGUACAACUGAAGGAAUGGCAAAACAACAGAAGUUUUCAGUUUUUGAAGAAAAGGCCUUCAGUGUCCAUGGAGCCAGAGGAAACCACAUGGACUUCGGUCAGCUGUAUCAGUUCUUAAAUGCCAGGGGAUGUGGGGAUGUUUUCCAGAUGUUCUUCGGUGUAGAAGGACAGUGACUGAGCAGGGGGGUGGUCAGACUGUUGGGCCACUGCUCCUCUUUUCAUUGCUUCUUCCCAUUCUAUAUUAAAAUGUAAUUUUAGUUCCAUUCUAGAGUGUUAUAGCAUUGGGGACAUAAGAAAAAAAUUAAUACAGUUGAGAUGCAUGUGUCAAAACAUGCCUUGCCAGCCAGGCUCAGUGGUGCAUGCCUAUAAUCCCAGCACUCUGAAGUGACAGCAGGAGAAGGGAAUGAUGGGCCAAGACAUCUACAGAGAUGCCAGUCCUACUUACUUGUCACAUGUGGCCCCAAAAUUAACCUUUGGCUAUUUCCAGACUUUCAAAAUAAAAUGAAAUUUUAAAGUCUCUAUGCUUGUUAUCAGCAGUCAAAAGUUUGUCAGAUUUUUUUUUUCAAAGCUUUGGCUUUGAAACUACCCUGGCAUUCCAUAUACUAACAGUAAAGUCUUUGUUUUUUGGUUUGUUUACUUUGGUUUUGGUUUUAGGAGACAAGGUUUCUCUGUGUACCCUUGGCUGUCCUGGAACUCCCUUUGUUGCCUAUUUAGUUUUCUUGAAAGAAGGUUUCUCUGUGUGACCAAACCCUGGCUGUCUAGACUUGCUUUGUAGACCAAGGUGGCCUCAGACUCAGGACACAGAGAUCCACCUGCCUCUGCCUUUCAAGUGCUAGGAUUAAAGGCAUCUACUACCAUUGCCAAGCUCCAAGGUUUUUUAAAAGAAAUAUUCUUAUUAUGUUUUUUGAGGAUUGGGAUGAAGAUUUGGGGAUAUAUUUAUACAUAUACAUACAUGUAUGGAUAUAUAUGUAUACACAUAUAUAUUUUGUUUUGUUUUUGUUUUUUUGAGACAAGAUUUCUCUGUGUAGCCUGAGUGUCCUGGACUCACUUUGUAGACCAGGCUGGCCUAUGACUCACAGAGCUCUGCCUGUGUCUGCCUUUCAGAAUGCUGGUUAAAGUAUCUUUUAUUCAACUGAUUUAAUUGUCAUCUCAGAGGCUUCCUGCCUCCAUCUGUUAACCCUGGUCUACCUAGAAGCUUCUAGCCUCCGUACAGUCUAAUCUAGCCUAGACUGUUUUCAGCCUCUGCUACUUACUGCUGAAUAGCUCACCCUUUCUAGCUCUUUCUGAAUUCUGGCUGGCAGAUUCGACUCAGCUGUUUGGCUCAAAACUCUUCUCUAAGCUGACUGAUUCAAACUGGCUUUUUUCAGCUUCUGACUGAAUUGCUCCAUUUAGCCUCAACCUAUCUCUAGUAGUCUGUUUUAAUCUUCUGAUUCCUUCUCAUUUUGGUUCAUUCUGUCUUGAACUGUGUAUAGUUUGUUCUCUUCCAACCUCUCUCUAUAAACUCUCCUGGUAAAAUGCCUCUGAAUUCUACCAAUUGAACUGCAACAAACAACUCAACUCACUGACUCAACUGAAAACUGCCUGAACAGAACUGACUAGAACUCAGAGAUCUGCAUGCCUCUGUCUUCUGAGUGCUGGGAUUAAAGGUGUGUACCACAA
Molecule: messenger RNA, 3077 nt
Organism: Meriones unguiculatus (Mongolian gerbil)
Lineage: Eukaryota; Metazoa; Chordata; Mammalia; Rodentia; Muridae
Gene: Rwdd2b
Product: RWD domain containing 2B
Exons: 7
Coding region: 720-1592 (290 amino acids)
Molecular function (GO): protein binding
Source: RefSeq, a predicted model, not a curated record